AUGACAGGUGUUACCCCCACGAAUGAGCAAUAUCCACCUCGGCUUUCUCAGUCAGAGCAGGAUGCUCUUGUACAGACUGUCAAGGACUGGGCUAUCGGUAACGGCCUAUCUGUCCGACCACCUCCUGCCGUUGUAUCAGCCGAAGCGGACCCGAAAGGCAUCUUGGCAGUCAAUGUACCCGUGACGCUCUUCCCAAGUCCUUUCCCUAAGCAAUGCUUCGCCCAGGCAAGAUCUGUUCAAACGACCUAUAACGAGCUUUAUGCGGCUAUCAGCAGAGAUGAACAGUUUCUGAAUGAUAUGGUUAACGAGGUGAAGAGCGGCGAUGACUUCAUCAGCAAGUUGUGGGAUACUCAUGUGCGAGUUAAGAAGGAGGGAUAUACUCAGAGCCUCUCUCUUGGACUCUUCAGAUCUGAUUAUCUCGUUCAUCAAGAUACUUCAGCAAACGAACCCAGAAGUCAGGUCAAGCAAGUGGAAUUCAACACGAUAGCCUCAUCUUUCGGAGGUCUCUCGUCUCGAACCUCCUUGCUUCAUAAGUUCCUCUCUGUUGCAGAAUAUCCCCUCUUGAACCGUCCAAUCGAGUCGGGAGCCCUUGACCUGCCCGAAAAUCAGAGCGUCCAAGGCCUGGCCGGGGGUAUUCGUGCGGCCUUUGAUUUGUACGGGCCAUCUGAAUUAGGCCACAAGAAGUGCGUUGUCUUCGUUGUCCAGGGUGGCGAGCGCAACAUUUUUGAUCAGCGCCACCUGGAGUAUGCCCUUGCCAGUUCUCCCGAUCCUGUCCAGGUCUUCCGCAUCCCCUUCUCCGAGCUUCUGCAGCAUACCGAGGUUGCCGAUACCCCCAAGCGCCAGCUACUUUACAAGGUUCCCAGGGACCCUUCCAAGGUCUUUGAGGUCGCCGUCGCCUACCUGAGAUGCUGGUAUGACCCGUCAGACUACCCCGACCAGAGCGCCUGGGAGGCCCGUUACCACCUGGAGAGGUCGUCGGCGAUCAAGUGCCCAACUGUCUUGACCCAGCUUGCGGGCAGCAAGAAGAUUCAACAGGUUCUGGCCACGCCGAGAUCAGGAUCUUCGCCCUCGGUUCUAGGUCGCUUUAUCCCUGACGAUUCUCCUCAAACGGCGGAGGUUUGGCAGACCUUUACUAAUAUCUUCCCGAUGGACAACACGGAUGCUGGUCUCCAGGCGCGCAAGAUCGCACAGGAUCCGGAACUUUGCAAAAACUAUGUCUUGAAGCCGCAGCGGGAGGGUGGUGGCAACAACCAUUACCGCGAGGAUAUUCCCGAGUUCUUGAAGAAGACUCCCGAAUCUCACUGGGGCUCAUACAUUCUGAUGGAGCUGAUCACUCCUCCCAAGCAGGACAACAUCAUUUUGCGAAACGGCAAUCUCGAGGAAGGCGGUGUUAUCUGCGAGCUUGGUAUUUAUGGAACGACUGUCUGGAACCAAGGCACUGGGGAGGUCCUUCACAACAAGGAGGCUGGCUAUCUCCUGCGUACCAAGGGCGACACGAGCAACGAGGGCGGUGUGGCCGCUGGCUUUGGGUGCAUGGACAGCUGCAGACUUGUUUAA
This is a messenger RNA of Colletotrichum truncatum, 1557 nucleotides long. Its product is annotated as glutathione synthetase large chain. Gene Ontology annotation, cellular component: cytosol. NCBI's taxonomy places the organism in Eukaryota, Fungi, Ascomycota, Sordariomycetes, Glomerellales, Glomerellaceae. Gene Ontology annotation, molecular function: glutathione binding; ATP binding; glutathione synthase activity. The record is from RefSeq and is a predicted model, not a curated record. Gene Ontology annotation, biological process: glutathione biosynthetic process.